Miscanthus lutarioriparius is the source of this 1182-nucleotide messenger RNA. The record is from the annotation of a GenBank genome assembly. NCBI's taxonomy places the organism in Eukaryota, Viridiplantae, Streptophyta, Magnoliopsida, Poales, Poaceae.
AUGACGACCGCCACCGCCACCGCCACCGCCAUCGUCGCCGGGCAUGGCCUCGCCCUGCGCCGGAGCCACCCCCUCCCUAACCCGCCAGGGCGAGCCACCACGUCGGUCUCCCUCCCCGCGCGCCCCGUCACUCCAGCCCGCUGCAUGAUUGUUCCGGCUAGCCCGUCGCCACGGUCGCGCCGGUGCCGCUCCAUCUCCUCCGAGAGCUCCACCGCCGCAUCCGCCGCGGCCGACAUCACCGACGAAGAAGUCAAGCCCGAGGACGAGGUGGACCCGCAGGCGGAGGUGUGCUACCUGGACCCCGACGCGGACCCGGAGUCGAUCCGGGAGUGGGAGCUGGACUUCUGCUCGCGGCCGAUCCUGGACGCGCGCGGCAAGAAGGUGUGGGAGCUCGUGGUCUGCGACGCCACGCUGUCGCUCCAGUUCACGCGCUACUUCCCCAACAACGCCAUCAACAGCGUGACGCUCCGCGACGCGCUGUCGUCCGUGUCCGAGGCGCUGGGCGUGCCCAUGCCCGACCGCGUCCGCUUCUUCCGGUCCCAGAUGCAGACCAUCAUCACCCGCGCCUGCGGCGAGCUGGGCGUGAAGGCCGUGCCGAGCCGGCGGUGCGUGUCGCUGCUGCUGUGGCUGGGGGAGCGGUACGAGGUGGUGUACAGCCGACACCCGGGGUUCCAGGCCGGCACCCGCCCGCUGCUGGCGCUCGACAACCCGUUCCCAACCACGCUCCCCGAGAACCUCUUCGGCGACAAGUGGGCGUUCGUGCAGCUCCCGUUCUCCGCUGUGAGAGAGGAGGUGGAGUCACUGGGGAGGAGGUACGCAUUCGGUGCGGGGCUGGAUUUGGAUCUGCUGGGGUUCGAGCUUGAUGACAGCACGCUAGUCCCUGGUGUCGCCGUGGAAUCAUCUCGCGCCAAGCCUCUAGCCGCGUGGAUGAACGGUCUGGAGAUCAGCGCGAUGGAGGUGGACACAGGCAGGGCGAGCCUGAUCCUGUCGGCGGGGGUCUCGACGCGGUACAUCUACUCCGGGUACCAGAAGACCCCCGCGGCGACGCAGGAGGCGGAGGCCUGGGAGGCGGCCAAGAAGGCCAGCGGCGGCCUCCACUUCCUGGCCAUCCAGGAGAGCCUCAACUCCGACGGCUGCGUGGGAUUCUGGCUCCUGCUGGACCUGCCCCCGCCUCCUGUAUGA